Macrobrachium nipponense is the source of this 8262-nucleotide messenger RNA. RefSeq names its product 5-hydroxytryptamine receptor 1-like. Gene Ontology annotation, cellular component: plasma membrane; dendrite. Gene Ontology annotation, biological process: G protein-coupled receptor signaling pathway, coupled to cyclic nucleotide second messenger; chemical synaptic transmission. The record is from RefSeq and is a predicted model, not a curated record. NCBI's taxonomy places the organism in Eukaryota, Metazoa, Arthropoda, Malacostraca, Decapoda, Palaemonidae. The transcript has 8 exons. Gene Ontology annotation, molecular function: neurotransmitter receptor activity; G protein-coupled serotonin receptor activity. Bases 1058 to 2902 code for a protein of 614 amino acids.
UGAUUUUUAGUUUGGAGGUCGGGCGAGUGACACUCGCUCCGCUCUGGUGUCAAGUCUGUUUGUCGUUCGGCGUCGCACUUAUGAGUUGUUGUUAAUUGUUAUUUUCUAGCUUUCUCGAUCUUUUUUACUUUAUUUCUUCACUUUAAAAACAUACGAGGACGCAUUAUUUCUGCGUUUUGGUUCCCGCAAGUGAACGCGAAAGUCUAUAUUACAAUCUUUAUCUUUUCGUGGAGUGAAAAGUGUAUUCUUUAUUGCUGAUGAUAUACGUAUAGUGCUUUUCUUUCAAUCAAAAUUUUCAGUUUUUAUCUCACCAUACAGAAUUCGGCUUCUGUCACAUCACAGCGACAUCCUCACUUCGUAAUAGAAGCUAUAUAUGAACUUGAUAUUUUUACAUUACCGUAAAAACAUAGUUUCAUGAACAGUAAAUAUUAGUACCGGUACACUGUGAAUACGUAAUCCCUUAGCGGGUGCUUUUGAUCCGUUAAGCGACUGGUAGCCAUACUAUAAUCCCUGGAGUACAGAAGGAAAAGUCAGUCAUAUUGCAACGGGAUUCUUUGUACCUGGGAUAAUACUUCAUGGCAAGAGGGAGCUGCUACUUAUGCAACCAAGCUAUUUGUGAUGAACCCUGCGUUAUGGGUGAUGAAAUUCACAUGAUUGAGAGGCACGGCAGUCAUCGAUUUAUCAAGUGACGAGAGCAGGAAACAUGAAAAACAAGAAGAGAUGAAGUAACGAUUUUAUAUGUUCAAUUCAAAAAGGUGCAUUUCAUUUUGGAAUUCAUAGUGAACAAACAGACUAAGAAAUUAAUACUAGGGAGGGCAUUUCACCACUUCUGCAAUAGGGAAACACCUAUGAAUUUUCAUUCUUUGACUUUUGGAUGCUUGACUUUGAAAGCAGGUGGUACGAUUGUUGUCAAGAAAGACUAAUAAGUGUCAAGUGAUGUAGUUUCUUGCUCAAGUGUCAAAGAUGGCCAUUGGGAGAGGGUGAUAUGGAUGUGGGCGUUUUACUUCCACCAGGGUGAUUCACCUGUGGGUGCCAGGUGGCCCCAAAUGUUCCGUUGAUGACCGUGGGCGUGGAAAGUCCCUCCAUGCCCAUCCCCUUCCACUACAACACAACAACCCAAGCCAACCAUUUCAUCCUCCUCCUACACAGCACGUCGGAAGCCGCCCACGCGUUGAGUGCCGGCACUCUAGCACCAAUGAUUGACAGUGGCUUCCCCGCAGUCGGAGGUCGAGGAUAUGAGACUGGCGACCCUUUCAACGUUUCGGUGGUCGGGGUCGGUCACGGGGAGGUCGCAGCAGAAGAGGGAGAACCAGAGGGUCUCUUCACGACUCUCCUGACGGUGAUGGUGCUCCUCUUCAUCAUCGUGGGCACCGUCAUCGGGAACCUCCUCGUCUGCGUCGCCGUCUGCCUCGUCAGGAAACUCCGGCGACCUUACAACUACCUCUUGGUGAGCCUGGCCGUGUCUGAUCUGUGUGUGGCCCUUCUAGUGAUGCCCAUGGCACUGCUCUACGAGCUCCUGGGCGAAUGGCAGUUCGGGAGACUGGCUUGCGAUGUGUGGGUGUCUUUUGACGUGCUCUCGUGCGCCGCCAGUAUUUUGAACCUGUGCAUGAUAAGCGUCGACAGGUACCUGGCCAUCACGAAGCCCCUGGAAUAUGGCGUCAAGAGGACGCCUCGCAGGAUGGUGGCCUACAUAGCCUUCGUGUGGCUUGGGGCGGCUUUCAUCAGCCUCCCGCCCAUCUUGAUCUUAGGCAAUGAACACGGAGACGGUGGUUCCACUUGCGAAGUUUGCCAGAACUUCUGGUACCAGAUCUACGCCACUUUUGGUUCUUUUUACAUUCCUUUGACCGUUAUGGUCAUCGUUUAUUAUAAAAUAUUCUGCGCAGCUAAAAGGAUUGUAGAUGAAGAGCGCAAGGCGCAGGCGCACUUGCGGUUAGUGGAAGAAACUGAAGCUGACGCCAAAGCAGCAGUUAUGACUACAUACGCGCAGCUAAAGCCUGUAUCCAAGACAUGGCGCUCCCGACUGCUGUUGGUACCUAAGACGCCGUAUAGGAGUCUUGAUGCUUGCCGUGACAGAACGUACAGCGUCGUGGAAGUGAACAACGGAGGAGUUAAAACCAAACUUGCCGCUGACUCGCCACUUCAGCACAAGGAAGAGAGUGGCAGCACCAACACAACGGAAAGUCCGCGACAUUUAGAGGUGCCAACCAGCUUAGUCGUUUGCAGUUCCUCAUUAUCCACAACGGCAUCAGCUGGGUCAACAAUGGGGUCUCGGUGGUCACUCUGCGAGACGAAUGGCAAGGUCCACCCUCCCAACACCACGACAGGGCCAACGGCUAAUCAGCAGUCUCCAAACACUUACAACUGUAAUAACAUCUGCAAGACGACCAACGGAACAGAGGAAGACGGUCAAGGGUCGCCGAAAAAGAAGGCACAACCGCAUAAGUCGAAGCUGAGGUUCGUCCUCGCUAAGGAGAGGAAGGCCUCUACAACGUUAGGAAUCAUAAUGAGCGCCUUUGUGGUCUGCUGGCUUCCCUUUUUCGUGCUGGCGCUGGUGAGGCCCUUCUUGAAGAGGCCCUCCGUCAUACCCGCCUGGGUAUCUUCUUUGUUCCUCUGGCUGGGUUAUGCCAAUUCUCUCCUCAACCCUAUUAUCUACGCCACGCUCAACAAAGACUUCAGGAAACCCUUUCAGGAGAUACUGUGCCUCCGGUGUGCUUCCCUGAACAUCCUGAUGCGGGAGGAAUUCUACCACUCUCAGUACGGAGGACCGGACACCCCAACGCUCUCUGCCGUCAGAACCAACACGGCGACGAACCCCAGGAAUUCCUCUGAGCUCCAUCUGACCUUAGGAGAUGUGAAAGAAAUAAAAGUUCCUCACGAUCUACAAAACGAAUCUUCGAUGUAGGAGUCGAAAGUGAUUUCAUAGGUGAAUAUAUAAAAUUCGACCAGAGUGGCAAAGUCAAUUUUCCAUCGCACCUUAAAUAUAUUGACCGAUGAGUACUGAAGCUCUUAUGAUAUCAGAAAUAUUCGAACAAAACCUAUUACGCUGUGCUAUUAUGACUUGAAAUAUAUAGCACUAUAUACAGGAAAUCCGCAGUGAAAGUUUCAGCAAACUUUGAAGAAUUGCUCCUUAAAGACGUUGUGAUUUUAUGCCCAACAGUAUUAAAAUAUACCAAAAAAAAAAAAGAGAAAAAAAUCAUGUAGGUAAUAAUUCAACAACCGCAUUUACCUGGAAUGCAAACGCGCACGUAUGUUACAACUCUGGUAUUCAGGCAAGCAAAGUUUGCCACAGAUUACUUUAAUAUUCUUUUAGCUUUUUGUUUCAUCUGUAGUCUCCCAAGUGUAACGGUGUAAUAUAACAAUAGAUAUUAGCAUAUAUCUGUUUACUUUUCAUGUAAAAAAUGAAUGUCCUCUUUUCCAUAAGUGUUUGAAUGUGUACACACACACACUGGUGCAAGCACAUGCAAAUGUACAGUUGCAUGUAUUCUUUGGAAUGUAUGCUAUACGUAUCCUUUAAUUUAUAAGUAUUGUCGAUCACCAGUGGUCCAAAGACAAUAAUACAAACUUAUCUUUCUACAACAUAAUGUCUGAAAUUACAAACAUGAAAUCUCAUUUCAUUUUUGCCUGACUAAGUACCCUGAUAAUGAAAGGAAAUACAUUUACGCUGAACUACGCAGAUCACUGUAUUAUAUUGUACUGAAGGGAAUUCCUUAAUGAUUGCCUGUGAAUUAAAAAAAUUAAUAAGGACUUACUGUAUUUCUUACAGUAAUGUAUGAAGAUUUGAUGAAACGGAAAAUGCUACAACUUUAAUGUAAAAUCUUUAUUUAAUAGUAUGGUGAAAUGUUAAGCUACAUUUUUAUUGGUAUAAUAUAAAGGUACCUUCCCUAACAAUUAUUCUUUUUUACACUGACUAAGUACAGUCUAUCAAUCUGCGUCAUUUUAGGUUGGCUGUAAUAUAUGCAAUUGAAAUUAUAGCUAUAGCCUACUAUGUUCAAAGAUAGAACGCGAAUUAAUGCAUCCUAGAGGGCACAUUAUAGAGGAGAUUGUAGUGUCAUUACACAAGAAUGACGUGUAAUUGUCCCGAAAUGUUUGACGUCAAAUAUCACUUGGUGAACAGAAAGCAGAGAAGCAGCAAGCCUGUGCAUCAACCAAAGAGUUGACAUCAAAGGGCAGACGAGGGUACUUUCUGGUUUAGUGACAGUGUCCUCUUCGCCCGUUCUCUUAGGUUACGGGCGAUUCAGAUCAAGGGAACUCCUAGAGCCUAUUGAGAAUUCAGUGGAACAGUAAGUCACGGUUAGUCAGAUCGAUGACAGGCAGUUAAAGGAAUGAGAAACCCACACAGGACUUGGAUUCACCAAAGGAUCUGAAGCACUGUGAUCACGAUCAGGUCGUUGAUUGGAAGAGAGUGUAGGUCAUCUCGCCAGAUUACCUGCCAGCUAUGGAUGCAAACCGAUUCAAAGAUAACUCGGCAAAAUCAGCUAUGAGGAUUAUAGUUAAAACGAAGCAACGAGAGCAAAUGCGAAGGGAUAUGAGUUUGAUAAAUAAUACGUUAAAGGCAGAGGAGACUUCGGGAAAUAUUUUGUGUAGUAUUUACAAUGAUAUUUAUAGUUUAUGAGAUUUAAAAGUUUUAUCCUACUCCCAUUACUACUAUUAGUAGUAGGAGUAAUACUGGAAAAUUUCAAGAUAUGAUUAAACAGAAAAACAUAGCAUCUAUAUAUUUCAUUUCAUUUCAUUUCUAGGAUCAUUUAUUAGGUUGUAUAACCCACACGGUACUUUCAUUACUGUAAUAUGGAUUUUCAAACGUUUAUCUAAAAUCGGACAAAGCUCUGUUAUGGUCUUAUACAAACCUUACGAUUUGCAUAUUUCACCAUAUCUCAUUUCCCAUUGCAAAAAUGUUUGAAAAGCUACAAUAUUUUGAGGCGGAAUAUACAGUACAUCAUGUGUGAUUGCUUUCUGUAAAUAUCAAUUUUAUGGGCAAGGGUCUUUAUUCUUUUCUUGUCGGAGAAGCAUUAAACAGCAGGGAAGGACUCGUCAGAUGAUCAGUCUGUUUAGUCUGGUCACAAGCAACGAUGAAGGUGACAGAUAGUUUUACGUACAGUCUGUCCACUUAGUGUAUAUGAUAUUGCCCUUCAGAUUCAAUUUAUGCUGCAUCCUACACAGCCGAAAGGUCGACACUUGCGGUAUUGUUUGUUGAUUUUCACUUAGAUAAACAAUUACAAAGAUGGAAAAACCAAGGUAAGCCUCUGAAUAUCCUCUGAUUAAAAUCUUGGAUUCGAAACUUGACAUUAAUUCACAGUGCGCAGGCUUUAGCUCAAACUUAGAACAAUACAAGGUCUUUAACUCAAGCUAAGUGUUCAUAAGAAUGGUAUUAUGGUUUCAAAACAAGUAAUAUAGUUUUGAGUGUUUUAAGCGCCCAAUUUUAACAAAAAAAUUGGCUGUAUUAAAACAGGCGACGUGUAAGUGUAUCAGGUUGGCUUCAAUACAGGAUACAGUCAAGCACAUAAUUAGGAAAGACAAGUGUAUGUCCCAAACUGAAGUUUGUGUUCUAUUAAAUAAUAAAUAUGCCCUAAGGGAUUUUUACUUCAGUUUAUAAUCAUACACUCUUAAAUGAUUAAACGACGUUCAAAAAGAUGAAAGAUAAGAGUUCAAGCACUCUACUGUAUAUAUUAAAUUUGAAAUUACUAUAACAGACAAUGAUAUAGCCUAUUACGUACAUGUCAAGUAUAUUGUGAUACAAUUGUAAGCUAUAAAACGAUGGUAACCUUAGAUAUAUUUCGAAAUAUUUCUUGAAGAGGCAAAUGACAGUCGAGGAUAUAUUUCGAAGUGAUCAAAGGAGUAUUUAUGAUAUUGCCAUAAUAGUGGUCUAUUAUUUUUCUGAUUAAUUCCUCUUCGGUAAAGGACCACGGAACAAACGUUGGAUAAGUGAGUACUAUGACUUGAUAUUUGGAAAUAAGGCUCAUUUAUGAUCCAUAAAGUGAUUAUGUAAAUAAUAUGAAACAGAUAAACAGAUCUGUUUUCAAACCGAAGAGUGGAAACAUAGCUAAAAACCACACCUAUUUUUCUGUAAAAUACGCUUGGACAUUUAUUAUCUAAGUUUAGCUCUACUGGGAAAAUGUUGUCAUUGUAAAAUAGUGUAGUUGAUGUGGUCUGAAAUCAGUUUUAUUUCAAAUUACUGGAACUGGAUAGCCUACACUUGUGAGAAAUCUGGAAAUUAUACCUGCACAGCAGUUCAUUAAACUUAAUUAUAAUAAUUUUCUUGGUACUUUUCCAAUUCUCAUCAUUUUUCAAUUUUUCAUUACCUUCCCCUUCCUGCUACUGUUCUUGGUCUUUUAUCCCUUAUGUCUAAUCAACAUUUUUUGGCCGACAAAUGAAGUUUCUACAGCUAUUGGCAUUAGGAUUUUCUAGUCACAGUAAUAAGUGGAGUUUUAUCAGCUUUAAUAAAUAUAUAUGUAUAUAUAACUUCUUUCGUGCACCAUUUCACGAUAUGUAAGUCGUAUUAUACUGUACACCAAACUCUUGAUAGGCACUAAGCAAGAAGGUCUGAAAGAAGCCAAGUCAUUUCUCUAACUUGACUUCUCCAUUCCUGAGCUCGCGUUAAAUUCUCUUUGGUUUCAGGCAACGUUUAGGCAAGUUUUGAAAAGGAAAUAAAAGUGGGGGUACACAAAACAAACAAACAGCUACAUGACUUUCAAAACUGGCCUAGACAGUCCAAUAGUAGAAUGAAUACCUCGAAUUAUGUAUCAUGAUCGUCUGUAAUAAAUCUAAUAUGAUAUUUUUCUUCAUUCUGAAUCACUGAAGUGGUGCAUCUUAAGACGUUUAUCUUAAAUACUUAACGAUAGGAGACGAAUUUUCUCAUCCAACUACUUCAGCCUUCAUCUCUCACUCAUACAAAUACUGUUCAAUUUUUAUAUUUUUAUACUCUGGGUUUCAAUAUGGGCUGAUCCAUACAAUGAAAAUUCCUUAGUCUUAAAGUGUAAAUUCUAGUAACCUUUUAAGGGAAAAUUUUAAUAUGAGUAUGUAUGUGUACGUAAGUGUUUGUAUAUAUGUGCAUAUAUAUAUAUAUAUAUGUAUGUAUGUAUGUAUAUAUAUGUAUAUAUAUAUGUAUGUAUGUAUAAUCACAACACUAGAUUAUCGUAGCGAUAUAUGUAUAUGUGUAAAGAAAUAUGAAAUAUUUAUAAAUAUGCUUCAAUGCAUCUAUGUUAUUUUGAUGUAAGGGAAAAAAGAAAUCUAUAUGUUUACCAAUAUGUAGCAAUAAUAGUAGAUUGCUGGUUUCAUUACCUUCUUGCAAAAGCAACUUUCUUCAGUGCAGAAUUAUGUAUGUACCGUUGAGCAACACAGCAUAUUCAAAACAUUCAACAGUAUUGAUGUGGGCAUAGCCCAUGAAAAAUAAUACAUUAUUCUCUUGGAGUGAAUUAGCAUUUCAACAUAUAAAAAUUGCUAUGUUCUUAAUAGUGCUUUUAUUGUUAUUUCUGAUUGCAACGUUCCUAUACUUAAGAAUAAUGAUUUGUAUAAAUUUAUCAAUGGAAUGUGUUCGGACGGGAGAACUGUUGGUGGGUGUGAGUUUCGUUUUGUGCGAGGUGAUAAUUAAGUAAUAAACAAUGGAAAAAUCACGUUGAAAGCCAUACUGCUUGCUUAUGUAUUACUUCAGUUUUAUUUUUUCUAUAUGAAAGACUAUACUUGCAGGUGAAAUGAUGUUCGGAAUUAUAUAUUUUUCGUGACAUUAGCGACUAUGACUAAAUGAAUCUUGAAAAUAUCGACUCUUCAACUAUAACUGAAAGCUCAUACGUCAUUCAUUGUUUGCUAAAUAAAACAAUAUGAUGUUCGUGUCAGCUGACAUCAUCUGCUAGGGGUAAAAUAUCUCUUAAUGGUACUAUAAUAUGUGUAGAUAGGAAUGAUUUCCUUGGUAUUAAAAUAUAGUAUAUUCUAAAACCGCUUAGACCAGAGCUGCUUGCUGGCUGAGACCAAAGGUAUCCAUUAGGUUGUACAAGAAUGAUUGCUAGCUUGAUGGAAAGCUGUUCAAGAGAUCCAGUCACUAGUGUCUGUUUCUGGCCAAAAGCCAUUUGCUAGCUCUAGUCUAAGAAAAUAGUCAAAUGUGAUUUUCAUCUAAGUCAGAAAAUAAUUACGGGACAUUCCCCAGUUUCUUGAAUAUUCUUCUUGUGACCGACGUAAUUAAAGAAGAUCUUCAACGUCCAGAAUAAGAAAUGUGCUACUGGUCUUUGGUGUAAUUAUCUUUAGAAGGAAAAAAUAAAGUAUUUUUGUACUCCU